Messenger RNA from Clupea harengus (Atlantic herring), 2580 nucleotides. RefSeq names its product Rh family C glycoprotein a (gene rhcga). Gene Ontology annotation, cellular component: plasma membrane. Gene Ontology annotation, molecular function: ammonium channel activity. The record is from RefSeq and is a predicted model, not a curated record. NCBI's taxonomy places the organism in Eukaryota, Metazoa, Chordata, Actinopteri, Clupeiformes, Clupeidae. Gene Ontology annotation, biological process: ammonium homeostasis; ammonium transmembrane transport.
GUGCAGUGUGCUCCCAGGUGACUCUCAGGUGACUCUCAGGCAUCUAUCAGAGCCAUCCGCACCCCUGGAGAAGAACCUUCUCCAGCCUCACUGUCCUCCCAGCUAUAGACCGAGGCCACGAUGGGGAACGUUGCCCAGGGCUUUCGGGACUACUUCUGCCGGCCGAAGAACACCAACAUUCGGAUUAGUCUGCCGGCUGUCUGCUUUGUUUGGCAGACUGCCAUGAUCAUCCUGUUUGGAGUCUUCAUCCGCUACGACGAGGAGUCAGACACUCACUGGGUAGAGCACAGGAGAGAGGCAAAUAUAACCAGUGAUCUGGAGAACGACUUCUACUUCAGAUAUCCAAGCUUUCAGGAUGUGCACGUGAUGAUCUUUGUGGGCUUCGGUUUCCUCAUGACGUUUCUAAAGCGCUACAGCUUCGGUGCCGUUGGCUUCAACUUCCUUGUCGCCGCCUUCGGGAUCCAAUGGGCUUUGCUCAUGCAGGGGUGGUUCCACUCGCUUGACCCAGAGACAGGAAAGAUCUACAUUGGUGUCGAAAGCUUGAUCAAUGCAGAUUUCUGUGUGGCCGGCUGCCUAAUUGCGUAUGGGGCCGUCCUGGGGAAAGUCAGCCCAGUCCAGCUGCUGGUCCUCACGUUGUUUGGGGUCACCCUCUUUGCUGUGGAGGAGUACAUCAUCCUGGAUCUCAUUCACGCCAGGGAUGCCGGCGGCUCCAUGGUCAUUCACACGUUCGGAGGCUACUACGGUCUGGCAAUCUCUUGGGUCCUCUAUCGACCAAACCUCCACCAGAGCAAACGCCUGAAUGGUUCCGUCUACCACUCUGAUGUCUUCGCCAUGAUUGGCACCCUCUUCCUCUGGAUGUUCUGGCCCAGUUUCAACUCCGCCAUCACCGACCACGGAGAUGGACAGCACAGGGCAGCCAUCAACACCUACCUGGCGCUGGCCUCCACUGUGCUCACCACGUACGCCAUCUCCAGCCUCUCUGCCAAGCGAGGAAAGCUUGACAUGGUGCACAUCCAGAAUGCUACCCUGGCUGGGGGAGUUGCCAUGGGAACAGCUGCGGAGUUCAUGAUCCAGCCCUAUGGCUCACUGAUUGUUGGUUUCUGCUGUGGAAUCCUCUCCACGCUAGGCUACCUGGUUUUGUCGCCUUUCAUGGAGAGGGUCCUGAAGAUUCAGGACACGUGUGGAGUACACAACCUGCACGCCAUGCCUGGAGUCAUCGGGGGGGUGGUGGGCGCCAUCACUGCCGCUGCAGCCACAGUGGACGUCUAUGGCAAAGAGGGAUUGAUUAACACAUUUGACUUUGAGGGUGACUUCGUGAACAGAACAGUUGGGAGUCAGGGUGGCCACCAGGCGGCAGGCUUGUGCGUCUCCAUCGUCUUCGGAAUAGGCGGUGGUGCCCUAGUAGGUACAAUCCUGAGGUUCCCUAUCUGGGGAGAUCCUGAAGACGAUAACUGCUACGAUGACGAAGUUUACUGGGAGCUUCCCGAGGAUGAAGAAAGCAUUCCUCCUAUUCUGGAGUACAACAACCACAUGGUGACCAAAAACCCUGACAUGUCUGAGUCCAACUUCUCCGUGGAGCAAAGUUAGUAAACUACUGUCCAUGAUCCUACAGCGGGCCAAAACCCCACAGAUAAUAGUUUAUCUCCAAAGGAAGAAAAGCACAACAGCGGACAAGGACUCCAGUCUCCUUGACUUAUCUCAGUAAUAAUUUGUAUGGACGUUUCUGUUAACUAAAUGAGUGAUUAUGAUACAAUUUGAACCAGUGAUAUGCUUUAGUUGUGGAGGGUGAAAUGCAAACAUCUGCGCUCGUUCUGAGUUGCACUUCGGUACCUACCUCAUAGUGGCUUUGAUCACAUGCUAGGUAGCCUGGAAACUGGGAACAGCAGUUGACAAAACUUGUUGAUUUGACUUGUUGACGUACUUUAACUAUGCUAAUUGCCAUAGGCCAGUAUUUACUUUUCAGCUGGUUUAAGGACAAUGUCCAUUUUAAAAUAUUCUCUAGGCCUAGCUUACAAUACGAAUUGUGUAUGUCUUAUCGAAAUGAUUUAUUCUUUAAAUGACUUUUAAAGUCUUUUAACCAACUCUCAGAGCUUGUAACCAUACUUUAACUACUCUUGAUUCUGCUUUUUUCCUGAGACGAUGGUGAAAAGCCUGGCAUUGGCUGAUGUUUAAUGAAGGUUUUUUUUUUUGUGCACAGCGAACCCUGUAGGCUGCUAGCCUAUAUCUAUCUCAUUCAGUAUUUAAUGGCUGCCUGUCAAAACUAUCUCGGAAAUUUGACUUCCUCUGACUCCUAGAUCACCAGUCGUGUGAUUUAGAGACACGAUUUUCUACCAGCUUUUAAUGCUGUGCUCAAGCUUCGAAUGGAUUCUUUCUAUGUAUUUAGCCCUUUAUUAUUAGUUUAAUAGAACUUAAAAAUAUUCAAAUGCAUUUUUAUUUUCAUAUCUGUGAAUGUAGCCUUCUUUGUAGGCUUUUGUAUAUUGUUGUUUUGUGAAAAUAAUGUACGUGUAUUUAAGGAAUAUGAAUGGAAACGUGUUACUAGAUGUUCGUGAUGAAAUAUAUUCAUUAAAGAUGUGAAUUAAA